Anopheles marshallii is the source of this 1158-nucleotide messenger RNA. RefSeq names its product inositol-trisphosphate 3-kinase A (gene IP3K1). Bases 1 to 1158 code for a protein of 385 amino acids. NCBI's taxonomy places the organism in Eukaryota, Metazoa, Arthropoda, Insecta, Diptera, Culicidae. Gene Ontology annotation, molecular function: inositol-1,4,5-trisphosphate 3-kinase activity; inositol tetrakisphosphate kinase activity. The record is from RefSeq and is a predicted model, not a curated record. The transcript is spliced from 4 exons. Gene Ontology annotation, cellular component: nucleus; cytoplasm. Gene Ontology annotation, biological process: inositol phosphate biosynthetic process.
AUGACUUCUUCCAUAUUUCUCACCAUGGCAGGAUGGACUAGUGACAAGUUUCGUCUUUCCUGUAUCGACAACAAUGGCCUCAAGCGCACGCUGCUCAAAAUGCUAAUACUAGACAAUGGCACCAAGAACUCGAAUAUCGAAGCAGAACGUACCGCGACGGAGUAUCUGGUCGACCAGGGAGUGCCAACGGCCAAUGCCAACAAAUCGCUGCUCAGCUUUCUUGCAAUCAACGCGCUCGAGCUCAGUGCACCCGCCAGUCCCGUCCUGUUGGAAUGUAACGCCCCGACAGUACCUCCCGGAUGGCUACAACUUUCCGGCCAUCCCAAAAGCAUUGCCCCUAUGGCCAACGGUAUCGUGCGAAAGCGCAUUUCUGGCCCAUCCGAUACAGAGCUACUCGCCUACCGCCAGCUAAUGGUGGACCCGCACGCCCUCAAGGUCGUCCCAAAGUUUCUCGGCGUGCACCAGGUCGGUGGUGAACAUUUCAUCGAGCUGCACAACAUGCUGCACGGUUUCGUCGAACCGAACGUGAUGGACAUCAAGAUGGGCUUCCGGACGUUCACGGAAAGCGAAGUGAGCAACACCGCACUGCGGGAGGAUCUGUACAAAAAGAUGAUCGCCGUCGAUCCGAACGCACCGACCGCAGAAGAACACGCACAACAGGCGAUCACCAAGCUGCGGUACAUGCUGUUCCGCGAGAACAUGUCAUCGACACAGGAGAAAGGUUUCCGCAUCGAAGCGCUGAAGAUGCGCGGCUGCUCGCCGGUCACCGAUCUGAAGACGAUCAAGAACGAUCAUCAGAUACGGACCACGGUGGGGCACUUUGUGAACGGGCGGCGCAGUGUGGCGAAGGACAUUCUGAAGCGCUUGCGUCAGAUGCGUACGCUGAUCGAAAAGUCGGAAUUUUUCCAACACCACCAGGUGCUUGGGAGCAGCGUGUUCAUCGUGUACGACGAUCAUCAGGUCGGUGUGUGGUUGAUCGACUUUGCCAAAUCGUUACCACUGCCAGCGGGCACGAAGAUUACGCACAGACGCCGGUGGCAGAUGGGUAACUGCGAGGAGGGCCUGCUGCAUGGGUUCGAUGAGCUGAUCCGCACGAUGGAAGCCGUACAGCAGAAUGUUCACGCGUUGCGCAAUCAAUCGCGCGCGACAGACGUUUAG